Molecule: messenger RNA, 3192 nt
Organism: Anopheles coustani
Lineage: Eukaryota; Metazoa; Arthropoda; Insecta; Diptera; Culicidae
Product: lysosomal alpha-mannosidase-like
Exons: 5
Coding region: 1-3009 (1002 amino acids)
Biological process (GO): mannose metabolic process
Cellular component (GO): lysosome
Molecular function (GO): alpha-mannosidase activity; carbohydrate binding
Source: RefSeq, a predicted model, not a curated record
AUGGGAGAAAGUAACAGGAUACUCCUGUUGCUGCUGCUGUGGUGUUCGAUCGGUACGCUGGCCAAUCCGACCGGUUCGAAGCGUUCGUUUGAUAGAACAGCGCAACAGUGCGGAUAUGAGAGCUGCCCGGCUUUGAAGGAUAACAUGCUCAAUGUGCAUAUUGUGGCCCACACGCACGACGAUGUCGGUUGGCUGAAGACCGUGGAUCAGUACUACUAUGGAAGUAGAAGCAAUAUCCAGAAGGCGGGCGUUCAGUACAUUUUGGAUUCAGUACUUCAGGAGCUUCUGAAGGAUCAUACGAGACGAUUCAUCUUCGUCGAGUCGGCCUUCAUGCAUAAGUGGUACACGGAGCAAACUACCGCGGUGCAGGAAACUGUACGAAAUCUUGUGGACGAAGGUCGCUUGGAGUUUAUUGGAGGUGCCUGGAGUAUGAACGAUGAGGCUGCGGUUCACUACCAGAGUGUGAUUGAUCAGUUCACCUGGGGCUUGCGGUUCCUGAACGAUACGUUCGGUGAGUGCGGUCGCCCGAAGGCAGGCUGGCAGAUUGAUCCGUUCGGACACUCGCGGGAGCAGGGUUCACUGUUCGUCCAGAUGGGAUACGAUGGUCUGUUCCAGGGACGGUUGGAUUUCCAAGACAAACAAGAGCGUAUCGCCAAACAGACGAUGGAAAUGAUGUGGAAGACAAGUGCGAAUUUAGAGGACAGCGAGCUGUUCACCAGUGGUCUGUACUACAUCUACGCACCACCGCCUGGUUUUUGCUUCGAUGUUCUUUGCAAUGACGAUCCAAUCAUUGACGGGCCAUACUCGAGGGAUAACAACGUGAGGGAGAAGGUUGAUCUUUUCCUCGAGACUGUGCAUAAUAUGUCGAAAACAUAUUUGACUAACAAUAUUAUUCUAACGAUGGGCGAAGAUUUCCACUACCAAGAUGCCAAUAUGUGGUUUAAGAACUUGGAUAAGCUGAUCAAGUACACCAAUGAGCGUCAAACCGAAGGUUCAAUGGUACAUGCAUUUUAUUCCACACCUUCGUGCUAUUUGAAAGCUGUCCACAGCGCUAAAAUAGAAUGGCCUACAAAGUCGGACGAUUUCUUUCCAUACGCGUCGGACCCAAAUGCAUUCUGGACUGGGUACUACACCUCGAGGCCCACGCAGAAGCGUUACGAACGGGAGGGAAACCACUUCCUGCAGGUAUGCAAGCAACUUUCGGCCAUCGCUCCCACUAAGGAAUCGUUCUAUGAGGAUCAUUUGACGGCGCUCCGGGAUGCUAUGGGGGUGAUGCAGCAUCAUGACGCCAUUACCGGUACGGAGAAGCAACACGUGGCAGAUGACUACGCUCGGAUGCUGUAUGAGGCGUUUGAGGCUUGCAGUGCCAAUACACGAUCGGCGUUGAAUCAACUGUCGGGCGAAAGAGACUCGUUCAAGUUCGACUGGACGUACUGCAAGGAGGCGAACGUUAGUGCUUGUGCCUUGACGGAGAGCUCCGACAACAACGUAGUCCUGUUGUACAACCCUCUUGGACACAGUUCGGACGAUUUCGUUCGACUGCCCGUGAAGGAGAGUCACUAUGUGGUUCGAAACGAUCGCGGUCAAACUGUUCCGUCGACUCUGAUUCCUAUUCCGAGUUCGGUUCUGGACCUUCCGUUCCGCCAUAGCGCAGCCACUCACGAGUUGGUGUUUCAUGCUGAAUCGAUUGCUCCGGUAGGCUACCGGUCAUUCUAUGUUUCAAAGGAGGCGGAGAAGAAGGACGCCUCUUCUAGUAUCGCUACAAUUCGUCAGGAAGAACACGUCAGCAUUGGAAACGAUCUUCUCACGGUCCAUUUUGAUGAGAAUGGCUUCAUGAGCUCGAUCACGGUUGAUGGAGCGACGCAUCCUCUGAAACAAAACUUCCUGUUCUACGAAGGAGCUUAUGGAAACAAUGAGGAGAUCAGGAACCGAUCGUCUGGGGCAUACAUCUUCCGUCCGAAUGGAACCGAGAAAGCGGUCACGGAAGUGGUGGAGCUUCAGGUGGUCAAAAGCGAACUCGUACAGGAAGUGCACCAGAUAUUCAACGAAUGGAUCAGCCAGGUUAUCCGAGUGUACGCCGGGCAGGAUCACGUAGAGCUGGAGUGGCUUGUCGGACCGAUUCCGAUCGAUGACGGUACGGGUAAGGAAAUAGUGUCCCGCUUUGAGUCCGAUAUUGCCAGCGAAGGAGUGUUCUGGACGGACUCGAAUGGAAGAGAAAUGCUUCGACGCGUGCGAAAUAAGCGCGAAACAUGGAAUCUUGACCUGGCCGAGCCGAUAUCGGGGAACUAUUAUCCAGUGACUAAUAAAAUCGUCAUUGACGAUGGCAGCUAUCGUUUGGCUCUGUUGAACGAUCGUGCCCAGGGUGGUUCUAGCUUGAGCGAUGGUCAGCUAGAACUUAUGGUUCAUCGUCGUCUAUUGCGGGAUGAUCGAUUUGGAGUUGGGGAGGCACUUAAUGAAACACAAUACGGAACCGGUCUGGUUGCUCGCGGAAAAAUCUUUUUAUUGUUCGGGCAAUACACUAAUUCUAUCUCCCAAAGACCAACCCAAGCAGCAAAAGAACGUUUCUUGCAAAACAAAAUACAUUUGCCUUCUUGGGUGUUUAUUGCUCCCGCAAAUGUAUUUUCUUUAGAAGAGUACAAUUCAGUUUUUGGAAAAAAUUUCACUUUCCUCUCUCAUUCUCUUCCACCCCAUGUUCAUUUGCUUACAUUGGAACCGUGGAAGGACAGCACUGUUCUAGUGCGAUUUGAGCACUUGUUUGAGAAAGGUGAGGACAAUGAGUUUUCGUUGGCAGUCCAAAUCGAUCUGCAGCAUCUGUUUAAUAACAAGACGAUUGCCAGUCUUCGGGAAACUACUUUAGCAGGAAAUCAGUGGAAGGAAGACGUGCAUCGUAUGGAGUAUGGAUUAAAACGAAAAGCAUCUAAAAGUUCACAGAACAAUCAUGAGGACGAUCGUUUCACAAUCGAGUUGCAGCCGAUGGAGAUCAGAACGUUUAUCAUUCGAUUUGAAUAGAAUUUACACAUUUAUUCAAUUUAAUAACAGUACACUUUUUUUCACAAAAGGCUAUGUUUAGACUAUGGUAAAAAGGUGUUGGAUGGGUUUAGACUAUGGUAAUUGAUGGAUUACUAUUAGAAAAAACUACUAUUGUUACAAAAUACUAGUAAACUUUCUUCUUGAGUUGCAUGUUUUACAAUU